Penicillium soppii is the source of this 708-nucleotide messenger RNA. RefSeq lists its product as uncharacterized. Lineage: Eukaryota; Fungi; Ascomycota; Eurotiomycetes; Eurotiales; Aspergillaceae. The coding region runs from base 1 to 708 and encodes 235 amino acids. The record is from RefSeq and is a predicted model, not a curated record. The transcript is spliced from 3 exons.
AUGGCACCGAGUGACUCCAUCAGGGCGGCCCUGAUUGUCGUAGACAUGCAAGAAGACUUCUGUCCUCCAACCCAAGCUAACAUCAACCAGAAUGGAUCCCUUGCCGUCCAAGACGGCCGCAGCAUUGCGCCUACAAUCAACCACCUACUAACCAAGGGAUUCCUAACUCGAAUAUUCACCAAAGACUACCACCCAAAAAACCACAUAUCCUUCGCAAGCAAUCACCCACCCCCAAACAACCGCCCGUUCACAUCAACGAUCACGAUGAAUAACCCUGCCUUGGGCAAAGAAUCAGAAACAAAAUCCCAAAAAUUGUGGCCAGAGCACUGUGUAGCCGAAAGUGGAGGCGCAGAAAUAAUCCCAGAAAUUAACACAUCAGCCGCCGAUGUAAUUGUUCAUAAAGGCAUGCGCGCUGAAGUGGAGAUGUAUUCUGUUUUCGCGGAUGCUUUUGGGAACUGCGACCCUGGGAUAAAUAGCCAUUCGGUUAGGGGGGACGGUAUCACGGAUGUUUUUGUUGUUGGGUUGGCGGGGGAUUAUUGUGUCAAGGAAACUGCUGUUGAUGCUGCUAAGGCUGGGUUCAAAAGUUGGGUUGUUGAGGAAGGGACAAAGUGUGUUGUUCCCGAUUGUUGGGAAGGGGUUAAAGAUGAGCUUCGAGCUGCGGGUGUGUCUUUGGUCUCUGUUCAUGACCCUGUUGUCGAGGGAUUGUGA